AUGGCGUAUGUGGACCACGCGUUCUCGAUUUCCGACGAAGACGUAAUGAUGGGGACAUCGUACACGGUGAACAACCGACCGCCGAUCAAGGAGAUCGCUCUCGCAGUCUCUCUCCUGGUUUUUGGAACCCUAGCCAUCAUCCUGGGCAUUUUCAUGGCCUUCAACAGAGUCGGCGGUGACAGAGCUCACGGGCUAUUCUUUGCGAUAUUGGGAGGAAUUUUGUUCCUUCCGGGGUUUUACUAUACCCGGAUUGCGUACUACGCCUACAAGGGUUACAAGGGUUUCUCUUUCUCCAACAUACCUGCUGUGUAA
This is a messenger RNA of Ilex paraguariensis (yerba mate), 312 nucleotides long. The record is from the annotation of a GenBank genome assembly. NCBI's taxonomy places the organism in Eukaryota, Viridiplantae, Streptophyta, Magnoliopsida, Aquifoliales, Aquifoliaceae.